AUUCGAAAAUUGAGGGCGCCGGGCGACUCCACCGUUCCCCUCGCUCUAGAAUCAGUCGUCCGCUUACGGUAUCCAGCACGAUGGACCACGCUCAUUCUCGCCGAUCUUCCUCGCUAGGAGAUCGUCCUUCCGCGUUCUCUUGAUUCUUCCGCCUCAAGUGUACAGGGGUUCUUAGAUUUGUACUGACAGUACCUUGAGCCUUGCCACCGGAUCCCGGUGCGUGAAGAUGGCACCUGGUAAUGAAACACGAAUCUUGUUCGUUCCGUACCGUCCUUCUCCUGCGGCUGAACAACCUUCAGAACGGUCCGAGAUCUCGCUGCAGAAGCAUGCUGCUCGCGAAUAUCAUAGAAAAGCCAAAGUAGCUCGACUAGCAAAGGCGUACACAGGCAGCAACGCGCAGCCACCUCAUCAGCGUAAUGCACUUGGCAAGCCUCCUACGCAAGUAACUCGUCUGCUCUCACAAGCCGAUGAAAGGGAAGCAUGGCGACGCAACGCUCCUUCCCAACGCAUACCUGGUACGAACACUUUCCGCAUUAGGACAGCUGCAGCAGCGAACUUGCAGUCACCCACAGACGUGGGCGUUGGCAAGGUAGAUCCGUUCAACGUCCUCAUUCGCCAGAAUACACCACAGUAUGUCCAGGAGAUGCUCGACUAUGCGGUCUCGUAUCAGUGGCCUGUCUUUUCCUGCUCGAUGGCGGCAGGAGCAAUCAGUGAGAUCAAACAUACUGUUCUAGCCAGUGCAAUGCGCUCUCAAGCAGCUUUCUACACGAUCGUUUUCGCAGGCGCAGCUCACAAUGCCUUUGCUCACACCGGCAUGGCGAUAACAAGGGAGAAUAAGAUCUUGCGGCUGACUUACAAGACUCAUGCGAUUAAGGCUUUGAACAACGAAAUCUCAUCGCUCAAGGGCUACGUCUCGGAUGAGCUACUGCUCUGCAUGGUAAUGCUUGGUGCACACGGAUCUGGGGAUACCUUAAGCCCCAGACCCAGUCGCACUAAUGAGUCGUCGCUGCUCACGGCACAGAACUUCCACUUCUAUGGCCAUAUGCACUGGGAGACAGCACACUGGGACGCGGUGAAGCACAUGGUCCAGCAAAGAGGCGGGCUCCACACUGUUCGCUUGGACUACCUCUCCAACAUCAUUGCUUUAAUGGAUUUGAUUGCGGCCCUUAAAAAUGUGUCUGCUCCCAGUUAUCCUUUACGCGUGUCGACAGCACGAUUGAUGUGUUUCUGGCCUUACACCAAACGUGAAGCCGUGCGGCCGCUACUGCACAACCUUGGUACAGGUUUCCAAGACCUAUCUCCUGUGGUCCUCGACGAUCAACUAACUCGCACUGUCGCUACGAUAUGUGAGAUCUCGAAAGGCUAUGAUCUGUACAUGCACAAGGACAAAUCGGCACCUGAACUCAUUGUCAUCAUAUGGGGAAGGAACUGCCUCAUUCACGACCUUCUCUCCCUACCUGACAAGUCUUCCGAUCCUCUCAAUCCAGAUUCCUGCGUUUACGAGGUCUGCAGGCUUGCCACGCUAGCAUAUAUGCUUCUUGUUCUGUUUCCAUUUCCCCGUGUUUCAGGAAUGCACUACACGCUUGCGCAACGGCUUAUGCUCAUUCUGAACACUUGUUGGACGUUCGGGCUCCAGCAAGAACAUCGGGAGCUCUUUUUGUGGGCAACAAUGCUGGGCGGUAUUCUCUCGCAAAACACUGCGUUACGAGUCUGGUUUACGGAGGAACUACGACUGCCUGCCCAACAGGCACAGAAGUCGUGGAGUUCGAUCAAGCACGUCUGCGCACGGUUUUUGUGGUUUGAGCAAGACUGUGACGCCCCAGGCGAGGAACUCUGGACAGAGGUCUCGCGGACAUCCAAGCUUCAACCUAUGUUUUUGCCUGGUGGGAACACAGGAGCCUGACUUCAGCAAUGAUACGAACAAGCGUCAUACUUCAACAUCAUUCCACUACCAAUUGACCGCACUACCACGGCACAAUCUUCCCAUCAUACUGAUUGGGACCGUCUGUGUUCUCCCACCCUGGAACAAGAAUGUUUCGGAACGUCCCAUUGUCCUCGGUCGUGCUGUUCCCAAUCACAUGGAGUGUAGCUUUCGCACCGACACUGACAUCCAGGUCGGCAUUUUCGGUACCCAGAUCAGUUUUGAGCCACUGUCGCAGUUGGGGACAUUGGUCAGCAAAUUAACCUAGGGCA
Molecule: messenger RNA, 2193 nt
Organism: Exophiala viscosa
Lineage: Eukaryota; Fungi; Ascomycota; Eurotiomycetes; Chaetothyriales; Herpotrichiellaceae
Exons: 3
Coding region: 227-1903 (558 amino acids)
Source: RefSeq, a predicted model, not a curated record